Molecule: messenger RNA, 2318 nt
Organism: Struthio camelus australis
Lineage: Eukaryota; Metazoa; Chordata; Aves; Struthioniformes; Struthionidae
Source: RefSeq, a predicted model, not a curated record
AUGUCAACGUUUCACACUAAUACCCGAAAUUCACGGCUCUGUAACCUGACCCCUCUCUCUGUUUUGAAGUGGGAUCCCAUGAUCACUACUCUGCCUGGCCUGUACCUGCUCUCGGUUGGGAUAGUGAGGCCUGCGGCGUGGCUCUUUGGGUGGACCGGAAGCAUCGUAUGCUCUACAGGGAUGCUCAGGUUUAUUAACCUCCUUUUCAGUGCUGGAAACUUCUAUUUACUGUACUUGCUUUUGUCCAAGAUGCAUCCGAAAAAUAAGGCUGUAUCUGGUUUCCAGAGAAUCUUGUCUACAUUAACUCUUGCAAUAUUUCCCACCCUUUAUUUUUUUACAUUCCUUUAUUAUACGGACCCAGGAUCAGUAUUUUUUACUCUCUUUUCAUAUUUAAUGUGCCUUUAUGGUAACCAUAAGGCUUCAGCUCUGCUUGGAUGUUGUGGCUUCAUGUUUCGUCAGACAAAUAUUGUAUGGACGGUUUUUUGUGCAGGAAAUGUAGUUGCAGAAAAACUAAAUGAGGCCUGGAAGACAGAGUUACUGAAAAAGAAGGAUGAAAAGAUUUCUUCCAUGAAAGGAUCAUUUUCAGAUCUGAUCAGAAUUUUCCAGUUUGUUAUUGAAUACCUCAUAUUACCUCAAAACUUAAUUACGCUUAUUGCUUUAACUUGGCCAUACAUCAUAUUAGUAGUUGUGUUCUUUGCUUUUGUGUUCAUCAAUGGCGGAAUAGUUGUUGGUGACAGAAGUAGCCAUGAAGCCUGUUUGCACUUUCCUCAGCUGUUCUAUUUUCUGUCGUUUACUCUCUUUUUUUCCUUCCCCCAUUUAUUGACCCCUACUAAAAUCAGGAAGUUCCUUCUGACCUUACGGAAGCACCCAGUGCAGUACAGCUUAAUUGCUGUCAUCUCUUUAUUCCUGGUCUGGAAAUUUACCUAUGUUCAUAAGUAUUUACUAGCAGAUAACAGACAUUAUACUUUCUAUGUCUGGAGAAAAGUCUUCCAAAGACAUGAGCUUGUAAAAUACCUGUUAGUUCCAGUCUAUAUAUUUGCUGGCUGGAGUUUUGCUGAUACCUUGACAUCAAAAUCAAUAUUCUGGAUUUUAAUGUAUUUUGUAUGUUUAUUUGCUGUUACAGUUCCUCAAAAGUUGCUAGAAUUUCGUUACUUUAUUUUGCCGUACUUAAUAUAUAGGCUCAAUAUUCCAUUUCCAUCUCUUUAUAGACAACUUAUUGAGCUGGCUUUUUAUAUUUUUGUGAAUGUAGUGACUUUUUAUCUUUUUUUAAACAAAACAUUCCAAUGGCCAAAUAGUGAAGAAGUGCAGAGGUUCAUGUGGUGAUUUUUUUUUUUUUUUUUUUUGGUACCUUUAUACCUGUAGGAAAACUCAGUUCUUUUUCAGGACUGUAGACCCUGGAAUAAAGUAGCGUGUAUUACAUUAUGUAAAAAAAAAUUUCCCCAGGAGAAAUCAGGGAAAAAAAAUCAAUGGAUUGCUUAUAUUCUUGGAACUGAAUGUGAGAUCUGAUAUGUGAAGAUACUAGAUUUACUGAAUUUAUGAGGUCCUAGAGUUAAAGUCAGAAGUAAGGAAAUUUCAGAAAACCUUUCUGUAACUAAUGUGAAAUGAGAUGUUUACAAUCAUAUUUCAUGAUAAUAAUAUAAUCUGUAGCAUACUUUUGAAGAUAUUUCAAAAGAUAUUUCAGUUUAUAAGUAAUGUUUUGGAGGUUUGCUUUAAAAUAAAGUAUUUAAGUGUUUAACCUUUUCAUUACCUCUGGCUGCAUAUUUACUCCUCAGCACAGGCCAUUUCCAUCUAUGUCUGCUAAAGGUCAAGGUAUGAAGCCUUACUGCAGACUAAAGUUUUCAAAAACACCUACAUCCUAAUGGGUUUUCAUGAGUUUUUGGUCUGUAAAUGCUUACGUUAGUUCUGCAAACAGAAUGUAGGCUCUUAAAUCAUUAGGACGUUUUGCAAAUUUUAUUUCAAACUGAUACUUAGAAAAUAGAGUGAAGACUAUGUGCAUGUUCCUUCUUUUGGGGGAAUAAACAUUAUUAUACAACAAAAGAUAAAUUGCAGUUGAUAAUGUGACCUAUUAGAAGGGGAGUAAUUUAUAUGUGCCAGGCUGAAACGUGUCAUUACACAGUAGAAUACAGUAUAAUGAAAACCCUUUUAAAUAAUAAGGCUUUUAUGGCCUGAGGUCCUAUGUUCACAGGUUUGUAUUGAAGCAGGAUGUGAGUACGCUCCGAAGUUGGAGUGUUUCUAAGAUCGUUGACGUGUAAUCUUAAAAAUAUACUAAUGGCAUUACUGUAUUGUUCUUUUAAAUGUUUUUCAUAUAUAUACACACU